UCUUCGGGCCGGCAGACGGAGCCUGUCCGGGAGACGUCCGGCCGUCAGGUCCGCACGGUCCCCGCCCCGCCCCAGGGCGAAUGUGUGCACAUUACGGGGGGUGGAACUUCUGGAGUUCACUUCUACGUCUGCUGUAACAACUGUGACGAGAGCGGCGGGAACCCCACAUGUGACAGGACCACGUACCAGGGCGCGAGUGCCGGGCGGUAUUGCGGACACUGCGGAGCCGACGAGGGGAACGGCAAGUUGGAACUCCAACACUUCAAAUGUGGAGGCUGUGCUGGGCAAAGUCAGGUGCAGGAAACGUGCAACAAGGAGUACUCCUGGGUUUUCCCUGGUGCGUGCUGGGUCUGGAGCAUAUUCUUCAAAAACCGCUGUAACAAACGCUUCCAACAGAAGGCCAGGAGCCUUGACUCUGAUGCACCUUUCUGCGGUGACAACACCUGUGAUCCAGGUGAGACUGACAUCACCUGUCCGUUCGACUGCUGCCCGGUGACCAACCCUGACACCUGUGUGAGGAACAGCCCCACGUGUCCCCCUGAGUGCUGCUCCAAGCCCGGUUGUUGUAAGACCUCCAAAAGCCCCACUGUAAAGGGAGACAGGGUGGUGGUCCUUGCCGCUAUCAGUGUGGUGGCUUUUGCAUUCACUGGUUUUAGCCGGCCUUUCAACUUUUGAAGAAUAGAUACCAAGCAUCAGACCUUGCACAGAAAGCAGUAAGGAUGUUUCGUAAUGCACUUAAGGCAUGCGUGUUGCUCUCAAAUUGACUUUUCCACUUUUUACAUAAAUAUCUAAUCCAGGCAACAUACUUGUACUUGUAUUUUCCUCUUCUCAGAAACAUGUUGUUCUGACAGGUUACACCUCAGACCAUAGUUGCUGUAAUACUUGGCUACAAAUAAUACUGUAAUGGAGGAAAGACCUUCUUUUGUUACAAAAUAAGACAGACUUUUCCCGAUAUAAAGUAGAGGGGAUUCAUUCCUCAAGCUA
Branchiostoma belcheri (Belcher's lancelet) is the source of this 984-nucleotide messenger RNA. RefSeq lists its product as uncharacterized. The transcript has 4 exons. NCBI's taxonomy places the organism in Eukaryota, Metazoa, Chordata, Leptocardii, Amphioxiformes, Branchiostomatidae. The annotation marks the transcript as partial. The record is from RefSeq and is a predicted model, not a curated record.